This is a messenger RNA of Arctia plantaginis, 1293 nucleotides long. Lineage: Eukaryota; Metazoa; Arthropoda; Insecta; Lepidoptera; Erebidae. The record is from the annotation of a GenBank genome assembly.
AUGAUGCAGUUUCCCGCCAACCAGUUGACAAACAGUUGCAUUAUGGAAAUCCUAAAGAGUUGUGUCGUCCUAGCGGCGUGCAUAGUUUUAUGCGCCUCGCACCCAACACAGAGCAAAGCUUUGCCAGUCUUAAAAGACCAAAAAGCCGAGGUCCUAUUCAAGGAUGAUAACUACUCCACUGCAUUCCUAGAGUGUGCUCUUGAAAACAGUGAAAAAGAUGUUGAGUACUCCUGGUACAAAAAUGGUGCACCUUUCGACUGGAAAGCAGCUGGACACAUCGCUGAACGUCCCGGAGAAGGCAGCAUCAUGUUCUUCAACCCUCAGCCCCAAGACGAGGGAAUUUACCAGUGCUUCGCGAAAACCUCUGCAGGAACCGCCAGCACCCGCCCCAUAUCAUUGAAGAAAGCCUUCUUAAACGUGCCCAAAGUGGAAACAAAGGAGCACACACCAGUUUUCGGUAAACCUUACAAACUGGAAUGUCAAAUACCAGAAUCUUACCCGAAACCUACGAUUGUUUGGAAAACACAGCUGCGUUCUGACCCCAGCAUCAUCGAAGGCAUCUUGAACCGAAGAAUCACUGUGUCCCCUGACGGUAACCUAUGGUUUUCGAACGUGACAGAGUCUGAUGUGAGCCCUAGCUUCAAGUACAUCUGUGUCGCUCAAUCUCCUGCUGUGACUGAGGACGUGAUCUUGGCUGAGCACUUCCUCAAGAGCUUGGUAGAGAACAAGGAGCCGAAUGAUGGAGAACUGGUUCCUCAAUAUCUGAGCAAUGAUAUGAUGGCUAAAGCUGGCGAUGUGACGAUGAUUUACUGCAUCUAUGGUGGCACCCCACUCGGUUUCCCGGAUUGGUUCAAAGACGAUAAACUCAUUGAGGGCAAGCCCGGAGACAGGGUCACCGACCACAACCGCACCAGUGGCAAGAGGCUGCUCAUCAAGGAGACUCUUCUUGAAGACGAGGGCACCUACAAAUGUGAAGUGAACAACCAUGUCGGACAGAAGCAGUCGCACAGCAUGAAGUUGACUGUUGUCAGCGCUCCAAAAUUCGUCCAAAAACCUGAAAAACAGUUGGAUGUCAAAGAUACUCAUGACAUCGAAGUACCGUGCAAAGUUAGCGGUCUUCCACAACCCAAGAUCACUUGGACUUACAAUGGCAAGCCUCUUGAAAACCACCAAUACAAAGAUGGCGUCCUCCCAAUAGCCAAAGUACAGAAGACUCAAACUGGCUAUUACGGCUGCAAAGCGGAGAAUGAACAUGGGCUCAUUUAUGCAGAAACUCUAGUCAACGUGGUUUAA